Messenger RNA from Aspergillus tanneri, 1476 nucleotides. RefSeq names its product cation diffusion facilitator family transporter. Gene Ontology annotation, cellular component: membrane. Gene Ontology annotation, biological process: intracellular zinc ion homeostasis; zinc ion transmembrane transport. The transcript is spliced from 4 exons. Bases 1 to 1476 code for a protein of 491 amino acids. The record is from RefSeq and is a predicted model, not a curated record. Lineage: Eukaryota; Fungi; Ascomycota; Eurotiomycetes; Eurotiales; Aspergillaceae. Gene Ontology annotation, molecular function: zinc ion transmembrane transporter activity.
AUGUUAAAUGAUGUCAUAUCCUUGCUCGUGGGAUUAUGGGCCGUCAAGGUCGCCAAUCGCGAAACGACGUCGAAGAUGUACACUUAUGGAUGGCAACGCGCAGAAACUCUCGGUGCACUGGUGAAUGGCGUUUUCCUUGUCGCUCUGUGCAUGUCCAUCUUCCUAGAAGCCAUACAAAGACUGGUGGAACCUCAGGAGGUGAAGAACCCGAAGCUGGUUUGCGUUGUCGGUUGCAUGGGCCUACUGUCCAACAUUGUUGGCCUUGUUUUGUUUCAUGACCAUUCCCAUGGCCAUGGCCACAGCCAUGGAGAGGCUCUCGAGGAAGUCGAAGAGGUCAAUGCCGCGGAGCAAGGCUAUAGUCCCCAUCAGAUCAGCGAUUUUGCUACCGUUGAUAAGCGGCAAGCUGUAGUAAAUAACGACUCGCAGUCAAUUACUGAAUCCCUAUCUCCCUAUUCUCGAAGACGCCGAACUAUCGACAGCCAGCACCGUGGCUCCCGUCGAUACAGCAACGCUACCCCCCGAGGUUUUGUUGACGUCGAGGAUAUCCAAGUGCAUCCAGCGACCUUGAGGCAAGAAAUCAUCGCGGCUAGUCGCAACCAGUUUGUGGAGACCGAGGAUUCAUCCGAAUCAGAGUCCGACCAGCAAGAAGCCGGGAGGGGAAUUGAGCCGUCAGAACGGUCGUCGCUUCUGCAAAAUAAGGAUCGGGCCCGUAACUACACCGAUGAAGAUCACACUCCCAUCCGAGUGACAGAUCAAGCGGCUGAUGACGACAUCCACAAAUCACACAACCACGCCCAGCCUAAACCAAAGGAGAGUGGUCAUGGGCAUCACGAUCUGAACAUGAGAGGCGUUUUCCUCCAUGUGAUGGGCGAUGCUCUAGGCAAUAUCGGCGUUAUUGCUUCGGCUCUCGUGAUCUGGCUGACAGACUAUUCAUGGCGGUUUUAUGUAGAUCCUGGCAUUUCCCUGAUCAUUACGGUCAUCAUUCUUGCUUCUGCAAUUCCACUCUGCAAAGCCGCGUCGAGGAUCCUCUUACAAGCGGCCCCUCCCGGGAUGAGCAUUGAUCACAUUAAGGAAGAUAUUGAAAGAUUGCCCGGUGUGAUCGGCUCUCAUCACCUCCACGUGUGGCAACUAAGUGACACAAAAAUUGUCGCGUCGAUCCAUAUCCAGGUUGACACCGAAAUCAAGGGUGAGGGCUCCGAGCGAUACAUGCUCCUUGCGAGACAAGUGCGAAAGUGCUUACAUGCCUACGGAAUCCACUCCUCCACCAUCCAGCCCGAAUUCGCUCCGGAGAGUGAUGUGGAGGAUUCUACGGCUGUUGCAUCUAAUUCUCGUGGAAGUAGUGCCGCCCCGUCCGCGCCAAAUAAUGUGCCAAAUCGGACCGACAGUAUUCGGGAUGGGGAUCCUCGGGCAUGUCUUCUCGAAUGCGGCGAAGAGUGUGCCCAGAGAGGCCAGUGCUGUCCCAAGACGUCGACGUAA